UCAUGGGUUGGACUCAAUGAUAUCAGAAGUCUUUUCCAAACUGUUUGAUUCUGUGACUCUUUGAUUCUUAAGAAGGUGGAAUUACCUAAUUAAUAGCCUUUAUGCCACCAUUGCUGAGUAAAGAAGUCUCAGCACUGGUGACAGACAAUGUAAAGGAGAAUAUACAAACUGCAUUAACAGAAGCUGUCUAUUCCUAAUUGGUGUAACCAUAUUUAGCACUGGUUGAGAUGGCCAGUGAGGCAGAAAUCGCCUACAUAACAAAUUCCUUUCAGCUUUAUUUGCUUUUGCUGUUUGUCAUCAUGAGACAAAUGGCUAUCAUUAUUUGAGUAACAAAUCAAGCUUUUACACAUUCAACCUCAGUGAUUUGUGUCCUUUUCCUGUUUUAUCAACAAGACAACGUCCAUGUGAGGGUAGUGUAUUCCAGGAAGCCUGUACCAGUGCCUACCAAAAAGGUUUUCCUUGUUUUCCAUACAGGAAAAAAAGCAUUCAUGAAUGAAGAAGAGACCUCGUGUUUAUAUGAGGAUACAGUUUCAGAGCUCUCAGUUGGAGAAUGGAUGCCUAAACCACAGUGUUGGGGAGGAGAGAAAAACCAGCUGUCUAAGCAUGUUUACUUCAAGUGACAAGGAAGUUCUAACUUGUCCCUAAGUGGUGACUCACUUGGCUGGGACUAUAAAAGUAAAGGUAACUGCUCUCUGAAACAUCAGGGCUACAGAUUUCAGAAAUCCAACAUGAUGCAAUCAAGACUUUCAGCUGUUUUCUUUUUCUUGUUAGGUUUGUCCUUUUGCCUGACAAUCCCUAUUCCUCUCGAAGACAGCCAUGAAUUCACAGAGAAAGACCUUCAGUUUGCAGAGCGCUAUCUCAGGACUCACUAUGACCUCCGUCUGAAUCCUGCUGGCAUAAUAAGAAAGAGUGGUAACACAGUGGCAUCUAAACUUCGGGAAAUGCAAGCUUUUUUCGGCUUGGAGGUGACAGGGAAACUAGAUGAAGAAACAUACGAGCUGAUGCAGAAACCAAGAUGUGGUGUCCCAGAUGUGGGGGAAUAUAACUUUUUCCCUAGAAAACUCAAAUGGUCAAAAAUGAAUUUGACAUACAGAAUUAUGAAUUACACUUCAGAUCUGAGACGUGCUGAAGUAGACCGAGCUUUCAAAAAAGCAUUUAAAGUUUGGUCUGAUGUGACACCACUGAACUUCACCAGAAUACGAAGCGGUAUAGCUGAUAUCAUGAUCUCCUUUGGCACUAAAGAACAUGGUGACUUUUACCCUUUCGAUGGACCCUCUGGAUUACUGGCUCAUGCUUUCCCCCCGGGUCCAGACUAUGGAGGAGAUGCCCAUUUUGAUGAUGAUGAAACUUGGUCAGACGAUUCUAGAGGCUAUAAUUUGUUUCUUGUUGCUGCCCAUGAAUUUGGUCAUUCACUGGGACUUGAACACUCUAGAGACCCUGGAGCUUUGAUGUUUCCAAUUUACACAUACACUGGAAAAACUGGUUUUGUUCUUCCUGAUGAUGAUGUGCAAGGGAUCCAAGAACUCUAUGGUGCUGGAGACAAAGAUCCCAACCCGAAACAUCCCAAAACACCAGAGAAAUGUGAUGUAGAAUUAUCACUUGAUGCAAUAACAGAACUUCGUGGAGAGAUGCUGGUCUUCAAGGACAGGUUUUUCUGGAGACUGCACCCUCAGAUGGUCGAGGCAGAACUGGUGUUACUUAAGUCGUUUUGGCCAGAGCUUCCAAAUAAAAUAGAUGCAGCUUAUGAAAAUCCCAUCAAAGAUCUUGUAUUCAUGUUUAAGGGAAAGAAAGUCUGGGCUUUGAAUGGCUAUGAUAUAGUUGAAGACUUUCCUAAAAAGAUAUAUGAAAUGGGAUUCCCAAAAGAAAUGAAAAGAAUAGAUGCAGCUGUCCAUAUUAAAGACACUGGCAAGACUCUCUUUUUUACUGGAAAUAAGUACUGGAGUUAUGAUGAAGAGGCAGAAAUUAUGGAAGCAGGCUACCCCAGGCUCAUAGAGGAAGAAUUCGCUGGAAUUGGUGAUAAAGUGGAUGCAGUCUAUGAAAGAAAUGGUUAUCUCUACUUCUUCAAUGGACAACUGCAGUUUGAAUACAGCAUCUGGAGCAAAAGAAUUGUCCGUGUCCUGCAUACUAACUCCCUAUUUUGGUGCUAAUUACAGCUGAGUUCCAUGUCAUCGGCUGCAGAGCAGCUUGUAGUACAUGGAAAUAAUAAUAAUGCGGGCAUAUAGGUUUACUAGAGGACAGCAAGGUUCCGUGAACAAGCACUGGGCUACCUACCACCAAAUGUAUACUGUAUAUAUGGAACUAUACAGCUGCAUGCCAGUCUGGAACUGAAUUAACUUAAUAGGAAAGGAGAAAAUAAAUCACUAGUAUUUCAAGGGGCAUUGCACCACUUAAACUUUGUCUAGUAUUGAAGUGAGAUGCUGGAUACAUCACACAUGAUCACGAACACUACUAAUUCCUGGUAAUCUGAGCAUGUCUAGCAUCUUUCAAAGAUCUCCUAGCAUGUCCCAAGAAAUACACCUGAUAAACCCAGGAGCAUUAUAUUUUUAAAGUAAUCCUUCAUCUCUUUUUGAAAUGCCUUUUAACAUACUAGGAAUUCAGGUGUGUAAUGAACGAGUGAGGACUGCAUGGUGACUCCCUGAGAAGGUAACACUAGGCCACACAAAUGAAGUUAGGGAAUUCAAAGGUAUUUGAAAGUAUCCCCAUUUGACUAGAAAUGUCUCCUUGGAAGCAGAUGCACAUGUCAUCUCUAGAACAAGCAGAAGGUACAGAAGUAGUGAGGUGUCAUUCCAAAGGAGACAGCAAACAGGAAAAGGGAAAACUACUGCCUGCAGAAAUCAUCAGUCUGGAUGAUACUGGGGAAACUAGAAAGAAGCAGCAACAAGAGAGAGAACCAUGCAGGUUGAAGACUUGCAUGAUGCUACAUCUGGUAUCACAGCUCAUGUUUUCAGCUGAUGUAAACUGAAGUGACGUCUAUAGAGGUCAUGCCUAGCUGUGCCAGAAGAGAACAUGAACAUCCAAAUCAAAAUAUUGAAAAGAAUAUAUUUUUUCAUGUUUGUUACUCUUUUAAUAUCUAUAUCAGUUGCUUCAGUACAUUGUAAGUUUUUGGUCUGGUUGGGUUUUUUUAAUCAAUGGAAAUUAUGUGGGACUGUGAAUAUUUUUUCAAUUUUAGAGAAUAAUAUUAAAUAAACUGAAGAAAUAA
Molecule: messenger RNA, 3199 nt
Organism: Neopelma chrysocephalum (saffron-crested tyrant-manakin)
Lineage: Eukaryota; Metazoa; Chordata; Aves; Passeriformes; Pipridae
Product: collagenase 3-like
Exons: 11
Coding region: 729-2147 (472 amino acids)
Biological process (GO): collagen catabolic process; extracellular matrix organization; proteolysis
Cellular component (GO): extracellular matrix
Molecular function (GO): zinc ion binding; metalloendopeptidase activity
Source: RefSeq, a predicted model, not a curated record